Messenger RNA from Capsicum annuum, 1072 nucleotides. RefSeq names its product pentatricopeptide repeat-containing protein At1g62670, mitochondrial-like. The record is from RefSeq and is a predicted model, not a curated record. Lineage: Eukaryota; Viridiplantae; Streptophyta; Magnoliopsida; Solanales; Solanaceae. Gene Ontology annotation, molecular function: protein binding.
ACAGAUGCAGUUGUCUUGUUCAAAAAAUUGGUGAGGGAGAAGAUCUGUGAGCCCAACGAAAUCAUGCAUGGAACCGUCAUGAAUGGACUCAGCAAAAGGGGACAUACUGAGAAGACUUUAAGUUUGCUUUGUUUAAUGGACCAAGGGAACACUAAGCCCAACAUAUAUAUCUACAGCAUCGUCAUAGAUGCCUUCUGCAAAGAUAGAAACUUAGAUGCUGCUAUCAGCAUUCUGAAUGAGAUGAAACGGAAAGGCAUUCCUCUGGACAUAGUCACAUAUAGUUCAUUAAUUGAUGGUUCGUGUAAGCUUGGUCAGUAGGAAAAGGUGAAGACAUUGUUCUCUGAGAUGGUGAAUCUUAAUAUUUAUCCAAAUGUGCUCACCUUCAGCAUACUAAUAGAUGGACUAUGCAAAGAAGGGAAAGUCGAAGAUGCCGAGGAAGUAAUGAGGCACAUGAUAGAAAAAGGUGUAGAGCCUAAUAUAAUCACCUACAGUGUGAUAAUGGAUGGAUAUUGUUUGCGUGGUCAAGUGGAUAGAGCAAGGAGAGUUUUUGAUAUAAUGAUUGAUAAGUGCAUUGAGCCUGAUAUUUUUAGCUAUAACAUACUAAUAAAUGGAUACUGUAAGACAAAGGAAGUGGCCAAGGCCAUGCAAUUGCUUGGUGAAAUUUCUCAAAGGGGAUCAAAGCCGGAUAUUGUUAUCUACAAUACUAUCCAGCAGGGUCUGUUGGAUGUUGGAAGAAUUGGCGAUGCAAAAAAAAUUUAUGCCAAGAUGCUAUCUAGGGGGCCUGUACCUAAUUCAUCCACUCAUCGUACAUUGCUCAAAGGUUAUUUUAGGUACGGACUUGUUGAAGAAGCUAUGUCACUCUUUAAUAAGUUGAAAAUAAAUUGAGAAGAUACCGAUAUUGAACUUUACAAUGUUGUCAUUAAUGGAUUGUGCAAAAAUGGUAAACUGGAUGAAGCUCAGUCUGUUUUUGAGAAUCUUUCUUUGAUUGGAUUGCCUCUGGAUGUGAGAACAUACAAUACAAUGAUAGCAGGAUUUUGUCUACAAGGAUUGUUAGAUGAAGCUAAAAGUAUGC